Penicillium crustosum is the source of this 413-nucleotide messenger RNA. RefSeq names its product mitochondrial 37S ribosomal protein mS33. The transcript has 4 exons. Gene Ontology annotation, cellular component: mitochondrion. The record is from RefSeq and is a predicted model, not a curated record. NCBI's taxonomy places the organism in Eukaryota, Fungi, Ascomycota, Eurotiomycetes, Eurotiales, Aspergillaceae. Bases 67 to 387 code for a protein of 106 amino acids.
GCUGUGAACAGCUGCUUCACCCAUUUCUAUUUGCAUAUGAUUCUUCUGAAGCUCUGAGAAAGGAAAAUGGCGUCAAGUCGGAUCUUGGAUCUAGUUAAGACCCAAUGCCGCAUAUUCUCUCUCAAUUUCAAUCCACAACGGCUUCGACUUGGAAACAAGGUCUUGAGACAGCGCUUGCGUGGGCCAGCGCUUGCAGCCUGGUACCCUAAACAAACUGUGUCUUUCCAAGAUCUACAAAACACUUAUAAGCCUCUUGGAUUGACGACAUUUGAUGAAGCCGAAGAUGACAGAGAAGAAGCCAUUCAGAUUGCCAAAUUACGAGGAAAGGGCCGGCCGAAGAAGAAACGAACUGCUGCAGAAUCGAGAUCCGCAAAGAAGAAGAAAUAGAUUGCCUGCUUAACCUUAUAGGCCUU